Closterium sp. Naga37s-1 is the source of this 531-nucleotide messenger RNA. NCBI's taxonomy places the organism in Eukaryota, Viridiplantae, Streptophyta, Zygnematophyceae, Desmidiales, Closteriaceae. The record is from the annotation of a GenBank genome assembly.
AUGAGAAGGGGGUAUGGGUCCGAGGGAGUGCAGUGCGGUGCCAUCAGCAACGCCUGCCAUGAGAAGGGGGGUAUGGGUCCGAGGGAGUGCAGUGCGGUGCCAUCAGCAACGCCUGCCAUGAGAAGGGAGUAUGGGUCCGAGGGAGUGCAGUGCGGUGCCAACAGCAACGCCUGCCAUGAGAAGGGAGGAGCAGCAUGGCGGAGUGGAGAGCUGGUGGGGGCGGCUGCAGAGCGGGAGGCGCGGCAGCAGCAGCUACACGGGAGGGAGGAGGGAGGCGGGUGGAGUGCGGAGGAGGAGGGAGCAGCAGCACCAGCAGCCUUCUUUCAGAAGGGAAGCGGGAGGCGCGGCAGCAGCAGCUACACGGGAGGGAGGAAGGAGGCGGGUUGGAGUGCGGAGGAGGGAGCAGCAGCACCAGCAGCCUUCUUCAGAAGGGAGGCGCAGCAUGGCGGAGUGGAGAGCUGGUGGGGGCGGCUGCAGAGAGGGAGGCGCGACAGCAGCAGCUACACGGGAGGGAGGAGGGAGGCGGGUUAG